This is a messenger RNA of Perca fluviatilis (European perch), 3105 nucleotides long. It is a transcript of the gene marveld2b, whose product is annotated as MARVEL domain containing 2b. Gene Ontology annotation, biological process: bicellular tight junction assembly. The transcript is spliced from 7 exons. Gene Ontology annotation, cellular component: cytoplasmic vesicle; bicellular tight junction; apical plasma membrane. The record is from RefSeq and is a predicted model, not a curated record. NCBI's taxonomy places the organism in Eukaryota, Metazoa, Chordata, Actinopteri, Perciformes, Percidae. Bases 200 to 1978 code for a protein of 592 amino acids.
UUCACCGCGGCGAGGAUCUCGGAUCAGUUUUCUUCUGCUAACUAACCUCAGUUCACCCGGAGUUCAUAGUGAUGUCUGACCUGAGAUCAGUGUGAGAGUGGAGAGCAAAGGGAUGGUGUCAAACAGGUUGUUGCUACCUGUUUCACUGAGAAAAAAAUAGACGGAGAAUUGUCAGCAGCGAGCACAGAGUCCAGGCCGAAUGUCUUCAGGAGGAGUUGGUUUUGUCACCAGGUUCGACCGGGUGCGGGAGAUCCCACACUAUGACCAGGUCCCUGUGGGCUCCUUAUGGCAGGACUUUCCUUCGCCCCCGGAGUCCUUGCAUGGAACAGUGCCUGCCAUAAGCCUAGACCCCCUUCCCCCUCCCCCUCUACCUAAACAGCCAGCUGUUGGCCCUGAAUCCUUUUAUCCCCCCAACGAUAGUGAGCCAAUGGAGGCCAAGAGUGACGUCAUGGACAUUGAGCCGGUCCACCGCUUCAUUCCCGACUCUGUCAAGAACUUCUUCCGUGGCCACAGCGGUAACCGUGGCAGCAAAGGUUGGGCCAUACACCCUCCUGCACCACCUCUACCUGCCCCUUACUCCUCUGCCCCCUCACCCAGUAAGAGAGGCAACCACCACACCACAGCAGGAGUCCCCUGCUCACCCCCCCACUCCGCACCUCCAUCUCCGUCUCUUCUAGGGUCCUAUAGGGACCCUUAUGGCGGCUCUGGGGGCAGCUACACCUCUCAGAAGGAGCGAAACCGGCUGCUGCUGGAUGCUGAAGCCUUCGAAUCAGUAUCUGCAGUGCCCACCAAUCUCUCAGCCCUGACCUACCAUGAGCGGGUGGAAGAAUACCACCAGCGUUAUGCCUACUUGAAGUCUUGGGCUGGCCUUCUGAGGAUCCUGGGCUGUGUGCAGCUGCUGUUGGGAGCUGCUGUGUUCGCAUGCGUCUGUGCUUAUGUUCAUAAGGACAAUGAGUGGUUCAAUAUGUAUGGAUACUCCCAGCCGCAGCUGUUUGGGGGGCUUGGUGGAGGUGCUGGUGCAUAUGGAUCUGGGGGCAGUUACUACACAGGCCCCAAGACACCUUUUGUCCUGGUGGUGGCUGGCCUUGCGUGGAUAGUGACUGUUAUUCUAGUCGUUGUUGGGAUGACCAUAUACUACAGAGCCAUCCUUUUAGACUCUUCUUGGUGGCCACUUACAGAGUGUUCCAUCAACAUGGUCUUAGCGAUGCUUUAUUUAGCAGCAGGGAUAGUAUAUGUGAGGGACACCACUCGAGGGGGGCUAUGCUACAUUCCGGUCUUCAAUAACGGAAUAAAUGGGGCGUUUUGUCGGACCGAGGCCGGCCAGACAGCAGCCAUUGUCUUCCUCUUCAUCACCACGGUGCUCUACUUCAUUAGUGCUGGAGUGUGUCUGAAGCUGUGGAGGCAUGAAGCAGCCAGGAUGAGGAAGGAGAUGCUGGAACAUGAGAUGAAAACAAUUGGAUCAUCAGUCCCUCUGUCUAUACUGGGUCCAGACUCCAGGGCCUCUGAGCAGACUCCUCUCCCCACUAUCCAGCCAGACAUCAUGGACGCUCCUAACAACUAUGCAGCUGCUCCUCUGAUGGCACUUGAGCCAGAGAUCCUCAGAGGUCACAUACCGGCUGGACACAUCCCUAAGCCUGUCGUUAUAGCCGACUAUGUGGCAAAGUACCCCAGCAUCAGCUCAGAGGAGGAGAGGGACCAGUACAAGGCUGUGUUUAAUGACCAGUACGCUGAAUACAAGGAGCUGCACGCUGAGGUUCAGGCAAUGGCCAAGAAGUUUGAAGAGAUGGACGAGAUAAUGCAGAACCUUCCGUCCCGGCCUUCCAGUCAAAUGGAGAAGGAGCGGAUCAGUAGCAUAUUAAUGGAAUAUCAGAGGAAGAAAGCUGACCCAACGUAUUUGGAAAAAAGGGAGAGGUGUGAGUACCUAAAGAACAAGCUCUCUCAUAUCAAACAGAAGAUUCAGGAGUACAACAAAGUGUAAUUUGAACUGGAACGAUAGUAUUUAAACCACUGCAGUGAAACACUUUCAUAACUCACCUGGAAUUCAUAUGAAGUCUGCAACAGUUUAAGAAAAAAAUAGUAGUGGGACUAAGCUGGGAACUGAACUGUAUGUUUCUCCCUACCAGGCGAAAACUGCCCUCAUAGAUGGUAUACCCACAAUUGCUGAUUGUAUAUAUACCAUUAUCACAUUUAUUUUUAUUUAUUUUUUAUUUAACCUUUAUUUAACCAGGUAUCGCAAUGCCGACCUGGCUAAGAAAAGCAUAAGCGUACAGGACAACAUACGGUUUCACAUUCAAUACAAUACAGGAAUACAGAAUACAAAAGGCUACAUAAAGUGCAGGUUAAGUAGGCAUUACAGAGCCGGUGCAAAGUGAGGUGUAAGUAAGAUGAAGGAUUAAAACAGGUGGACCUGCCAUCACUGCUGUUAGUAAUGUCAUCAUGACACAGAAUAUAAUUUUCACAGGUCAACAAAUCAUCAGUGGAAAUCAGUAGAAAUGUUUUUAUAAAGAGUAAGACAUUGUCGAGAGCUGGAAUGGAUCAGGUGUAAUCUAAAUGUGUUCAUUAUAUAUACAAACAAACCCUACAAACCCUGAUGCAAAUCAAUUUAAAGGAACAUUUUGGGAAAUAUGCUUUGUUUUGCUGUUUUACCUGGAUAUAGCAAAAUGAAUAUCAGUUUCAUCACUGUGCGUCCAGUCUGGUAUGUGUUUAGCCUAGCUUAGCAAUGAAGACUGGAAGCAGAGGGAAACUGCUGCACUAGGUCCAUCAGAAGAGACAUUUUUAAUACACCUCAUUUGAUGCUUGUGUUUGCUGUCAGCUGCUAGGAAAGAAACCAUAAUGACUCAUACAAGAAAUUAAAUUAUCUUUUCAUCUGAGUUUGAGUAAGAUUACAAUCAAGCACAUUUUGUAAAAUGGGUGACUGUUUCUUUAACACCAGGUGUAAAUGGGGUCUCAAAACUGGCUAGCUAGACAUUCUGCCUGAUUAAGGAAACUGAUGUAAAUAAGGCUGACUCAAUGUUAAUGAAGGCUAUAUGAUUAGAGUAAUAAUUCAAUUCAAUUCAAUUUUAUUUAUAGUAUCAAAUCAUAACAUAAGUUAUCUCGAGACACUUU